UUUAUAUGGGGGAGUCCUGAUAAGACAUGUUGAAUGUGAUGAAUUUAUUUGUUGGAUGCAGACUGAGGUCCGUUUUAUUUAUUUAUUUAUUUUCCGGAUGACUGGAUAGAGACUAACGCCUGUAGGUGGCAACCAUACCUCAUCAACAAUUGAAUCACACCCGCAUACACACACACACACACACACACACACACACACACGCAUAAAAGAUCACAUCAGAUCUGCGUUUUCUUAUGCGUCAGUGCCAUUGAUCCAUAGUAAUUAACGACCGCCGGGUGAUUUAAAUGAGGAGAUGGACGCGCAGGCAAAGUGCUCAAAGUUAAAGUGGUCCGGAGGGGGUUGGUGGGCAUACGUCGGCAUCACGCCUACAACACAUGCGCGCACCUACCACCUUACACUUACAACCACGAGCGUGACUCACAUACACGCACCCGCACGCACCCGCACCGCACGCACGCAGAUCUGGAGACCCGUGAUUUUUUAACGCGCUCGCUAUUCAAGUCAUGGACUGCAGAGAGCGGGGGAACCAUUAAGGAAGCCGGUGGCCAAAAAAAAAAAAAAAAAAAAGCAAGGCUUUAUUUGCAACACACGGAUGAUGCUGCCGCCACACCACCACCCGGAUCGGACACACUCUCUCCCUGACAAGCGGAAUUAUUACUAAUAGCCGCGCUUAUCAAUCAAUAAUAGCUUUGGGGGUGGAGUGGCAUCCAGUGGAUUCUUGCACCCUCUACUUGAUAGAAAAUACUGUAUGCCAUAUGCUCUCUGCGAUUUUUUUUUUUAGUGCAGCCUAUGGCAACCCAUUUGUCCUGAUGCGACGCGUGUGAUGGUUGCAGUGGGACGGAUAUCCUUAAUUUUAUCCAAUAGGCGUUCUCAAGGAUCUUUUUUUUUUCUAUCUUUUUUUUUUUUGUAGGACGCUUCUUCUUCUUCUUCUUCUUCUUCUUCUGCACCCCUUUCUGCACUGACCUUAUCAAGCAUGCUUUAAAUAAAUAAAAAAUAAAUAAAUAGGUAACUGUUAAUUGUCCACUGCUGAGCUUGUGUUCAUUUGUUCGGAGAAACAGUCUGACUGCUGAUUCCAGAAGAAUUACUUCACUUUUCUUUAUUUUGAUUUGAUUUUUUUUUUUCAGGGAUUUUAACAGGAAACCACCGGUGGGAGUCAAUUUGGACUGGCUUUCUUUUUCUUUUUUCUUUUUUUUCUUUUUUUUUUUUGAUUGGGGGGUUGAGAACGAAGGGCCUAUAUACUGACUUGAUCCCCACAAACCAACCAACCAAACACCGCCACUAACCCCCCCUCAUCAAAAACUCUGCAGGAUUUCCUCCUCCUCAGUCCAGAGGAAUAUCUUCCAAGUCCAGUGGGUUACCGCUGCUCCUCUGAGGGGAAGGCUUUUCUCUUCUUUUUUUUUGUUCUCUCUCUCUCUCUCCUUCUUCUUCUUCUUCCUCCAUCGCCGCUCAUUAUUACAUCCAAGGGGAAUGGUGGCCGCACCGCAGAUCCACGCAACUCUUUUUGAAUGUUUGGCAUUUUUCGCAGGCGAGCAUCUUGACUUGUGAUCGAGAGAGAGAGAGAGAGAGAGAGAGAGAGAGAGAGAGAGAGAGAGAGAGAGAGAGAGAGGGAGAGAGAGAGACGCGGACUGCAGCACCCUCCAAUCCCUUUCACAUGGAGAUUUGUGCCUCGGUCGUACUGCAAAUCUUGAAAACGGGGACCGGGGCCCUGCUGAUUUUUCCUCCACUGCUCUCAACCCCGAUUUCAUUUAUUCGAGAAAAUGCAGAACACAAACAUCAGAUGAACUAUGAAUGCUGAACACAAUGAUCUCCUCCCUCCAGCGCCAGACAAUGAGAGGUCGUAGGCUGAAGGGGGCGCUGUCCAACCCCCUCUUUGUGCUGCUUUUGGCCCUUCAGAUCCUGGUGGUGGCUGGGCUUGUUCGCGCUCAGACCUGUCCUUCUGUUUGCUCAUGCAGUAACCAAUUCAGCAAAGUAAUAUGCACCCGCCGCAGUCUACGGGAUGUCCCAGAUGGCAUUUCUACCAACACUCGCUACCUGAACCUCCAGGACAACCUCAUCCAGGUGAUUAAGGUGGACAGUUUCAAACAUCUGCGCCAUCUGGAGAUCCUGCAGCUGAGCAAGAACCACAUCCGCAGCAUUGAAAUUGGCGCCUUCAAUGGGUUGGCCAGUCUAAAUACCUUGGAGCUCUUUGAUAAUCGGCUCACGACAAUCCCAAAUGGAGCAUUUGAGUACUUGUCCAAGCUUAAGGAAUUGUGGCUACGGAACAACCCCAUCGAAAGUAUACCAUCUUAUGCCUUCAACCGGGUGCCCUCGCUACGAAGGCUGGAUCUUGGUGAGCUCAAACGGCUCUCCUACAUUUCUGAAGGAGCCUUCAAGGACUUGAGCAACCUGCGCUACCUAAACCUGGGAAUGUGCAAUCUCAAGGAGAUCCCCAACAUAUUACCAUUGGUCAGGCUUGAAGAGCUAGAAAUGUCAGGAAACCAGAUCUCUGUUAUCAAGCCCAGCUCCUUUACAGGAUUAGUGAACCUCCAGAAGCUGUGGAUGAUGCAUGCCCAGAUCCAAACAAUCGAGAGGAAUUCCUUUGAUGACCUUCAGUCGAUGGUAGAGCUCAACCUGGCUCACAACAACCUUACCUUUCUACCACAUGACCUGUUCACACCGUUGCAUCGUCUGGAGCGGGUCCACCUUCAUCACAACCCUUGGAACUGCAACUGUGAUAUCUUGUGGCUCAGCUGGUGGUUGAAGGAGGCAGUACCUGCCAAUACCAGCUGCUGCGCCCGUUGCCAUACUCCUACGGCCUUUAAAGGUCGUUACAUCGGAGAAUUGGACCACAGCUACUUCCAGUGUGAUGUUCCUGUCAUCGUGGAGCCACCCAGUGACUUAAAUGUGACAGAAGGCAUGGGUGCAGAGCUUAAAUGUCGUACAAGCUCGUUGACAUCCAUCAGUUGGCUUACACCAAAUGGCUCGCUGGUGACACAUGGAGCUUAUAAGGUGCGUUUGUCUGUACUCAAUGACGGGACACUGAACUUUACUAGUGUCACAAUGCAGGACACUGGGACUUACACCUGCAUGGUUAGCAACACAGCAGGCAACAUUUCUGCGUCUGCUGUGCUGAAUGUCACUUCGGUGGAAAACAGCGGGGUCACCUAUUUUACCACAGUCACCGUGGAGACCAUUGAGACACCGGGGGAAGAUAGCCAAACACCACUUCCACCAUUUGGCUGGGUGUCAUCCUCAACAACAAAAGGUACUCCUGUUUCAACCAGGACAACAGAGCGGACUUACACCAUUCCAGUUCUUGACGUGGAUGGUGAGGGAGCCCUCAAUGGCCUGGAUGAGGUGAUGAAAACCACCAAGAUUAUCAUUGGCUGCUUCGUGGCCAUCACGCUCAUGGCUGCUGUUCUGCUGGUUAUUUUCUACAAGAUGAGGAAGCAGCAUAACCAGCAGGAUCCUGAUGGCCCUGCCUCCUCCAUGGAGGUCAUUACUGUUGAGGAAGAGCUUGCGGGUGUCGCUGCCAUGGAGAGACACCUAUCGCUGCCCCCUCUGGAGCACUACAACCACUACAACACCUACAAGAGCACUUACCAUCACCCUCCUAUGCUCAGUACCAUACACAGCUCAGCCACACAGGAACCUUUACUGAUUCAAGCCUGCUCAAAAGACAAUGUACAAGAGACCCAAAUCUGAUCUUGAAUUUGACUUAUCCAGUAUCAGCAGUUUCAUACUUGGAGUACAAUGGACCAAAACAUGACGAUAAAAGAUAUCAAAAUGACAUUGACUUGAAAGAGUUGAUGUCGAUAAAUCAGCAUUCGGUAAAGGGACGACAUAUGAUACUUUAACAAGUGUCUUUACAAAAACAAAGAUUAUUUAUUAAAAGUAUGUCUAGUGGCUAAAUGAAGAAAAACAAUUUGUGAUAGCUUUUUAGCUCAUUUUAUUUCUCUCUCUCUCUCUCUGUGUAAUACUGCACAAGGGAAAGAAUGGUUUACUAAAAGCGAAUAUAUGUAUCAAAUGCAGCUCAUGUGAACUGAGAAUUAAUCCAAUGCCGUUAUUUGAAUCAUUUGAUUUUACCUGAUAAGAACGCCUCCUGUUGAACGGCCCUGCAUUUAUAAGCAUUUAUUUGCUCGUUGUUCAGCAUACCAUGUCCAAUUUGGCGGAGGUUUAUAAGAGGCAAAACAUAAAAUGGGUUUAUUUUCAUUGCCAUCAUAGUUUAGCUGUCACUCAACGCAAAAUGAGAUCUUUUAAUGACACAGCUCUGGAUGAUAUCACAGUGAAGCCAGCAUGCCUAAGGAGCAAAACAGCCAAAUGAGUAAAUGUGCAUUUCCCCUGUGGCUCCUAAACAACAGCCAUACAUCCUUCACUUUAAUUAAGAUUAAGUUCAUGCUCCCACCCCUCCUCCAACCUUUUCUUACGACUUUUCCUUCCUUCUACCUUUUUCUGCCCUUAUUCUACCCUCUCCUCUCUCGCUGAAUUCUCCGCCAUCCCUCUCUUGGCCUCUCCCCGCUGUCCUCCCGCUCCUUUGAUUGUCUCUCUGUCACUUAGCUCAGGCACGUUCCUCACCCCUCGCCAUGUCUCAUUUGUUUCGCUUUAUCCGCCGGCAUGUGCCACACGACACAGAAUAUUGCAUGGGCAAAUGAAGGGGAGCAUAAGGCUGCGGUGUGUAGCCUCCCUGUUAACCCAGUAAUGAUCUACGUCCACUCAGUGUCGCGUUACCUUGCCAUCACCCCAGGGUCACACGAGCUUGGGUGCUGAUAGUCCAUCUGUUAUACAGAUAAAGAGGCAAAUGAGGCUGCUUUGUAAUGUAGUGUGACCCUGUCAGACAACACACAGACGGGGCUAACAUAGUCAGCGAGGCAGCUAGGAACCUGCAACAAAAUAAGGGGAGAUGGGUUAUAGCUCAUUAAUCUGUAUCAGCAGUUCAUUUGCAGACUAACAGAGGAAAGCUGAUAACAAAACAGCAUGAGACUUUUUCACUCUCCAUGUGCCCAACAUCUAACCGGGAAUAGAGGCCUUUGAUAUUGAAGCGACCCCUGCUCAGUCUCAUUUUUGUCAGAGGAAAAACACACGCACACACACUUUGAUGUUGCAUCAUUUAUAGACCAUCAGACAUUGUCUAUCCUGUAGUCUGUUUACGCUUUGCUUUUUCAUUUAGUCUUUCAAAGAGGAAGGCUUAAGGAAGGGGGAGGGCGGGGAUGAAAAGUGAAGAGAACAGUGGGUGGGGAGAGAGAGGGAGGCGGAGGCGGAGGGGAGGGGGGCACGAUGGUCAUGAGGGGUCUUCAAACAGAGAUAUUGCAGAUAUGAAGGGAGAGGAGUGAAAAAAAAAGAUAAGGCAUAAGGAGGCAAAACUAGCCAUCAGACUGUCGCCAUGGAAACAGUGACCUUGUGCAGAAAGUAAGAAGAGGUAGAUAUGCCUUUCGCUUUGGUCUCUGUGCAACAAGCAUAUUUUAAGUUCCCACCGGCCAUUUCAUAAAUGCGAAUGAUUAUAAACAAUCCUGGCAUAAUGGAAUGUAUUUUUUUUUUUUAAUGGUUUCGAUGGCGUUCCACCGAGUGUUACAAACGAGCGUUGGUAGCGUUAAUGAGUGAACCAUUCUUUCCCUUUUCCACUGUUUUCUUUUACAAUGCUGAAUUCCUUUUCAAUGCUUUUGGUGGCUUAAUGAUUCAAUGUUGAUGCUGGCUACAGUGAAAAAAAAAGAAAAAAAAAAAGGUUGAGAUUUUUUUUUUAUAUAUAUUUGGAGAUGAGGAUUGCGAGUUGUUCCGAAUGAAUGAAAUAUCUCCGUGUUGGUAUUUACAUGAGCAGGAUGGCUUUAUGUGGAGAGAGAUAUUUGAAUGCCAGAAUGAAAUUAAGACUGAGCUGCAGAAUGUUGGACUUGAAAUACCAGCAGAGUGAGCUUGAUUUUUGUGCAAAGACCUAAGCCAAGGUGAUCAAAUUCUUGUGUGUUAUUCUGCCAACUGUCUAUGUACGGGGAGGGUUACUGUAUGUGGGAAUAUUCUCUCUCAUUUUUGGAGAGAAUAAUCAUCAAAUGGUUAAAUUUCUACAAAAAAAAAAUAUUUUCAAAAACAUAAUGCAAAAAAAAAAAAUAUUCAGAUCAUAAUUUUACAUGUGCUUCAAUUGUUAAAAAAAAGACGAAAAAGCAAAACAAAAACAAGAAAAAAAAGGAAAAAAAAAACAAGAGACUGUGCUUGUCAGGAGUCCAACUAAUUUCUCUGAGGAUGAUGUUCAAUUAUUGAUACCUGAGAUUGUAGUUCAUACUGUACAUGAAUACAAAUAAAAAUUGCAAUUCUUUUUUUUCCAUUA
Molecule: messenger RNA, 6289 nt
Organism: Larimichthys crocea (large yellow croaker)
Lineage: Eukaryota; Metazoa; Chordata; Actinopteri; Sciaenidae
Gene: lrrc4cb
Product: leucine rich repeat containing 4C, genome duplicate b
Exons: 2
Coding region: 1789-3684 (631 amino acids)
Biological process (GO): regulation of axonogenesis; synaptic membrane adhesion; modulation of chemical synaptic transmission
Cellular component (GO): glutamatergic synapse; plasma membrane; postsynaptic density membrane
Molecular function (GO): cell-cell adhesion mediator activity
Source: RefSeq, a predicted model, not a curated record